AUGGCUGCAGAUGUAAGAACAGGUGAUAGGUGCAGGUGUGCUUGUAUGAAGAUGGUGCAGACAGUGCAGGUGGCAGUGCUAGGAGCACCUGGGGUUGGCAAGACCUCUAUCAUCCGGCAAUUUGUAGCCCAGGAGUUCCAGGAGGAAUACACCCCAACUGAGAGUAGGCAGCUGCACAGAGCCUCUGCAGUGCUCAGCGAGAGGAUGUAUGAGCUGCUCAUCCUGGAUUUACCCAACCUGCCUAGAUACCCUGGAUCUGCAGGACAGGAGUGGAUGGAUCCACGUUUUCGGGGGCUCCGUAACAGCAGAGUCUUCAUUUUGGUGUUUGACAUCUGCAGCCCUGAGAGUUUCCACCAUGUAAAACAGCUGAGGCAGCAAAUCUUGGACAGUUGCUGUAGCACAAGUAAACCCCCAGUGGUUGUUGUGGUUGGAAACAAGAGAGAUAAGCAGAAGCUUCGAUUCGCCCCACGGCAUGUUCUCUCUGUGCUGGUGAAGAAGAAUUGGAAAUGUGGAUACCUGGAGUGUUCGGCUCGCAAUAACUGGCACAUCCUUUUACUCUUCAAGGAACUUCUCAUCAGCACCACUGCAAGAAGCAGAAGCAAAACUCCCAGCAUCUGCCUGCAGGGGGCACUGCAUAGAGAGCGCUGCAGCGUUAUGUGA
This is a messenger RNA of Staurois parvus, 660 nucleotides long. Lineage: Eukaryota; Metazoa; Chordata; Amphibia; Anura; Ranidae. The record is from the annotation of a GenBank genome assembly.